Messenger RNA from Magallana angulata, 3409 nucleotides. RefSeq names its product zinc finger protein 862-like. The coding region runs from base 1727 to 3190 and encodes 487 amino acids. Gene Ontology annotation, molecular function: protein dimerization activity. Lineage: Eukaryota; Metazoa; Mollusca; Bivalvia; Ostreida; Ostreidae. The record is from RefSeq and is a predicted model, not a curated record. The transcript has 2 exons.
CUACGAUACGUCAAUUCAGACAACACAUAGAACUUAUCGCUUUAACAUGGCGUAUCAAACUGCAAGUAACAUUAUUUAGUGUAUGACGACAGAAUGUCCCCGAUAUUGCUACCAAUUAUUAUUAAUGAUUAACAUUUAAACAAUUACGCUUUAUAAUUAUGCAUUGUAUUUUCAAAUACCAGUAACAUCUAUAAAGUCGCUUGCAUUGUAUACAAUUCCCGAUAUCGCGUGUUAUGCAAGUUGUAUGAGAGUAAACCAGGGCUCGAGCUGGGCUUCGCCAUUUUCGCCAAUGGCGAAUUUUUUUCAAAUGUGGCGAAAAGAAAUUUGAAUGUGGCGAAAAUCCUUUUUUUUGUAAUAAAAUGGUAUAAAAAAUCAGUGUUCAGUUUUUCGUUUAAAAUAUGCACCUGUUGAUUCAGUCAGAGUGUGUUUAUUUAGUCAUCGCACGCGACCGGAAAUCUCGCGUCGCUUCAGUGCACACAGAGCUCUGGCCAGAUAAUAGCCUCAGGUAAUAUUUGGCUGCAAGACGUCGAUAAUUAUGUAAUCGGGCACGAGACGGUUGUAUACACGGCUUGUGGUCAAUUUUUAAAGCAUUUAAGGUCUCACUCAUUAUACUGUUAUCGUCUCAAUAUUAGUGUCAAAUCGUAACCAGUGCACCGAUCGCUAAAUAAUUGCUUAUAUAAAUGCGUAUAAUAUGUAUACAUCAAUCGUAUCCCGAACAUUUGUAUUUGGAUAACGUUGAAACUAUUUAUUAAAAUUUUCUAUAAUUGGGUUGUGUUUGCUUUUCUCUCAUGAAAUUUAAAAACACUGCAGUCGGUCGUUAUUGACGUGGACAUAUCAACCCAAAUAAUUAAUUUUCUUUGAUGUCCAGUGCGCUACGGUAUAAAUAUGAUAAUCUUGCUUGACCAUGUACCCCAUUUACUUUUGACAUUUGGCUUGUCAAUAUGGGGAAACGUAAACUUGUAGCUUCUGACCCUUGUCAGUCUAAAAUUCAGAAAUUGUCAAUGUUUGGCUUUUCUUCCAAUUCGGGGUCUGAACAUUCAACCCCUCCUGCUCAAGCAUCUAAUUCAGUCCAAAUAGUCAAACCAUCCACUCCAAAAUGUAAAUUUAACAUCAGUUGGAAAUUUAACAGGAACUGGUUGAGAUACGAUUCCAAAUUGGGCUUGAUGUUUUGUGACUUAUGCAUUUCGGCCAACGUUCAGAAUGUUUUCACUGAGGGGUGUAGCAUUAUGAAGAAAGAGAACGUAGACAAACAUGAGAAAGGAACAGGUGCUUAUUAUUUUUUUUACAUACAUUUUUACAUAAUUACCCAAAAAUUAUAUCAUCAAUAAAAAAUUUACAUGCUUUAUAUAAAAUAAAAAAAUUAUUUUUUUUUUUUAUUCAUUAAUUCAGGUGACAAUAGCCACUCAGCAGCCUUAUGCAAGUCAAAAUCUGCAGAAAACAUGGAAGUUGUUAGGCAAAACGCUCUCUCCAAGAGUAAAUCAGCCAUCAUAUCUGCUCUACGCAACACUCAUUUUGCUGCUUCUAAUGAUUUACCAAAUUCCAUGGUUCCCAGAUUAAAUAUAAUCUGUGCAUAUCACAGGGUAGUUCUCAGCUGAAAGAUCUUCGUGUAGAUUCUCACACUACCUACGAGAGCAACAGCAGUGUUCAGGAGUUUCAGCAGUCGUUGUCCGAUGUUGUACUUGAUAGGCUUUUAGAUAGGGUUAGGGCUAGCUCAGUGUUCAGUGUUAUGUUAGAUGAGUCUACAGAUGUAUCAGUUCAUCAGAAUCUUAUAGUUUAUGUCAGGUUUUUAGAGCAGAUAGGUGGUAGGGAAGUUCCAUGUGUAGAGUUUUUAGGCAUUAGGCAGUUGUCAGUAGCAAAUGCAGAGGCAAUUACUUCAGAGUUGUUAGGAAUGCUUAGGGAUAUGGGAUUAGACUUGAGUAGGUUAGGUGGAGUGUCGACAGAUGGGGCCUCUGUGAUGGUAGGAUGUAAGAGUGGUGUUGUUACUAGGCUUAAGGAGUUGUGUCCAGGCAUUUUAGCAACUCAUUGUAUAGCUCAUAGGUUAGCUCUUUCUUGUGGGGAGGCUGCAGAUAAGGUCACAUACUUAGUUAAGUUCCAAGCAGUCUUGAAUGAUUUGUACAAGUAUUUUGAGAGAUCUCCUAAGAACAUGGCUAGGUUAGAGAAGGUUCAGGGAAUUCUAGAGGAUAGUAGGAGCACUAGGCUCAAGCAGGUCUCUAACACUAGGUGGUUAAGUUUUGAGGGUAGUGUUCAGGCAGUUGUAGACAAUUUUCAGAGUGUAGUUGCUGUCAUUUUAGAGGACAAUUCUGCUAAGUCACUAGCUCUCCACAAGCCCAUCUCUUGUUACAAGUUUUUGUAUGUAGCACACUUUUUAGCUGAUGCUUUGAAACCACUAGCCAUGUUGUCAAGGUCUUACCAAAGGUCAGAGUUAGAUUUCACUGAGGUCAAUUGCCUUCUGCACUCAACAGUUCAGGUCUUAGACAAGUUGAUUAGCUACCCUGGGUGUAAUUUGUCUGCCUUUUUGCAGCAUGCUCCUACUGAGCCAACCCUAGAUAAGUCAGGUCUAUUCACAUUUGAGUUUCAAGGUCAUACUGUUAGGGACAGCUUAAGUCAAAGGUCAGAGGCAGUUAGGGCAUGUAGCUCUUUUAUAGAGACAGUUAAGGCUAGUUUGCAGUCUAGGUUUACAGAUAGUGGAGAUGCUAAGAUCUUGUCAGCUCUGAGUAGGUUCUUUGAUCCUCAGUGUUUCUCUGAUAGGACUCCUCCUUCUGAGGAUAUUGAUGUUAUAGCUAAGCAUCUUUCAGUUUGUAAGGUAGGAGAGGUAAGGGAGUGUAGGGUUGAGUUAGGAAAUUUUGUGGAAUUCUGUAGAGCUAGGUUGCAGGCAAAUCCCAAGGCUUUUUUGACUAGUACUGAUGUCUGUCAGGUCGCAUUUAGGGCUAGGGAGUUGUUUCCCAUCGUGGCAGCUGCUGCUGGGCGCCUGAUCACUGCUCCUGUCAGCACAGCAGAUUGUGAGAGAGGCUUCAGCAGGCAGAACUUGAUCAAGACUGAUGUAAGAAGUUGCCUUAAGCCAACAACAUUGGAGAACCUGAUGAGACUGUCCAUCAACAGUGGUAAGGAAGAAAUGGAUUAUGAAGAGGCAUUCAGAAAAUGGUCAUCCCUGAAAGCCAGAAGGAUUUUCCAUGUGAACUUUAACCAGUGAUGAUAUCUGUGAUCAAGUGAAAUGUGAUGUGAAAUGUGUUUGUGCAGUGUUAAUGUAGAGCUGUGUUAAUAUUUCUAAACAUUAGUAUAGUCACUGUAGUGCUUUGUUCUACUGACAGUUUAUUUAUUAUUUAUGUAACACAUGGGUUAUGAUAUGAUAUAUGUUUACAUGUUUUGAUCUGUUAUCUGAAUAAAAUAUAUCAAACAAUUUAUCUUUUUA